AUAGCGAUGAGGCAUUAGCGCUUCCGGGGUGUGGGGCAGGGCGGCGGGGGGAGUUUCCCCGACGGGGUUGUUGUCCUGACUCCCUCGCAAGGCCCGAAGCGAUGGGAAGCGGCAGGGGCGGCUGCCGCCAGCAACGCUCCCGCCGCCACCGCUCCUCCGACCGCUCCUCGCCGCUGUAAUGGCGGCCUUCACUACGACCAGCAACGAAGCCGCCGCUGCCGCAGGCGCACCGCCGCCCCUGCCGCCGGUGGGUCCCGGAGCCGAGCCGGUGCUGGACGAGUUCACGGCGCCGGCGGAGAAGAGCGGCUGCCUGGAGCGCAGCCGCGCCAGCAUCGAGCGCCUGUUCCGGGUCCGCCUGGCCAUCCUGGGGUCGCUGAGCAGCGGCGGUUGGGCCGCUCUAGAUCUCGGGCAGCAGCAAAACGCCGCCGCCGGGCGCAGGAUCUGGCUGAGCCUCCAAGGCCAGCGGGAGGACGUUCGGGCCGCCAAGGAAUAUAUUAAAGGAAUUUGUGAACCUGAACUAGAAGAGAGGGAGCAUUAUCCCAAAGACAUGCACUGUAUUUUUGUAGGAGCCCAGAGCCUCUUCUUGAACUGCCUUAUUCAGGGGACCUGUGCUGAUAUUACUGUUGUGGAAAUAGGGACCCUGAACAUUAAGGGUGCUGCUGAACCUGUGGUCAUGGCCAGAAGCCACGUUCAACAGUUUGUGAGUCUCUUCAGAAACAACACAAGUCUGCUGAACAGCAGAGAGCCAGAAGUGAAAAAACAGUUCAAACAACUUGUUGAAGCCCAUGCGGAUAAAUAUACAAUGGACUUGUUGAUCUUACCAAGCUCACUGAAGAGAGAACUACUUAGCCUUGCACAGAGCGAAAGCCAGAAAGCAGAAGGUAAAAGUGUAGACCCUGCCAAUUUUGAUGGGACUCCAGAACUUCUUCCCAAUGAAAUACAGAAACUGUCCGCAGUGAACAGCGACUGCAGAACAGGUCACGAGGAAGCAAGAAACAAUGCAGGUACCCCAGUCACUGAGUUAGCAAAGCAAAUGGACACUCUCUUCCCUGAUGCUCCAGAAAGACAUUUCUUACCUAUAAAUGGACUGAAUUCCUUAGAGACAUCUGCAUGCAAAGAGAGGCAGUCAUGUAAAAGGAGGUCAUCAGAUGCUGAGGAAAGGCUACCAAAGAAACAGUUUUCUUUAGAAAACAAUGUAGUAGUGGUUGAUCUGGUCACUGAUGAAAGCAGCGAGAUGGAUGGUCCGGGUUUGAACACUAAAGAAGGCGAUGAGAUAAGUGAGGAAAUGGAAUACAACAUUUUGGUGAACUUCUUCAAAAGCAUGGGCUACUCACAACAGAUUGUGGAGAAGGUGAUUGGAGACCUCGGACAGUUGGCUGAGCCUCUACUGCUUUUGGAAGAAAUUGAAAGAGAGAGCAGAAAGGUCCCUGAAGAGAAAGACCAGGUUGAUCACCUACAUUGGACUGCUGGGACUUGGGCAGAGAAAGAUAAAGGUAGCUCUAGCAGCAAAGGCCAGCGGGACCGAGGUCUGAAAUUACAGCUGCCAAAGAAUGCAGAACAAAACAUGACCUCUGCUCCACGAGCACAGUGCAAGGUUGAAGGCAAACCGCAUAUAUCAAACAGUGAAAACCAGACUCCUCUUUCUGGAAGCCAAAAUCCACAAUACAAAGGCUGCAGUAAAGCAGUCUCAAACUAUUAUUAUGAACAGUCUCGUAUUUCCCAAACAAAUGAUAUAGAAAGUGACGGUCAUGUGAAUGCUUGUGAUAGUAUGCAAAGGGUAGUGAAAGGCAGGAAACCGAAAGAGCCCAGCUUGGUAGCAAGGGGUGGCUUGGAGACUCCACACCCACCAGUUGAGAAAGAAACUAUGGUUCUUCAGGCAUGUCCAGACCCCUCAUCUGCGAAGCAUGAUCAGCAUGGACGGUGUAAUCCUUUGCAGCUUGGAGCCAGGCAGUUCCCACCCCCAAAACCAAAUCAUCUCCUAGAGCCUCUGCCAAUGACUGCCCCUUCCUCAGAAAGGAGAAAAGGAGGGUCAUACAGUCAUCAUGCUGACCCUCCAGUCACUGGGGUUCAGAGGUUUAAAGAAUCUUUGAAAACACCAUACAAGCUGGAAUUGAAAAAUGAGCCAGGGAGAGACCACUUAAAGUACAUAGUAAUAGAUGGCAGCAAUGUUGCAAUUGCCCAUGGUCUACAGAAGAUCUUCUCAUGUCGAGGAAUUGCAAUUGCUGUUGAUCACUUUUGGAAACGUGGCCACAGAAAGAUCACUGUGUUUGUCCCACAGUGGCGAACAAGGAGAGAUUCUAACAUCACAGAACAGCAUUUCUUAACCCAGCUCCAGGAUGUUGGUAUUUUGGCACUCACCCCUGCAAGGGUUGUAUUUGGAGCCAGGAUUGCAUCUCAUGAUGACAGGUUUUUGCUACAUCUCGCUGAAAAGACUGGAGGAGUUAUUGUCACCAAUGAUAAUCUCAGAGAAUUUGUGGAUGAGUCCACAUCCUGGAGGGAGAUUAUUCAAAAGAGGCUGCUGCCGUACACUUUCGUUGGAGACUUCUUCAUGGUUCCCGAUGAUCCUCUGGGACGAAAUGGACCAGGAAUAGAACGUUUCCUUCAGGAGGAAACCCGUUUCAGAGGAGUUCCACCCCAAUAUGGCCAUGCAAGUGGAGGCCCACCUCCUUUUGGGACAUCGCAUUUCCUGAUGCAAACUAAUGGUAGUGGACAGUUGCCAAAGAGCCCGUUACCUGGUGCCGUACCUGCCUUGACUAUGUUUCCACCUGCACCUCAUGCUAACCCAGCCCUCCCCCCGCAUCCAAGAUCUACUGCAGAAACAAUCCACUUAAGAGAAGCCUUGAGAAAAAUCUUCCCUACAUCCGAGCAGAGGGAGAAGAUAGAGGAGAUACUUGCCCAGCAUCCCCACAUGAGGGACAUGAAUGCCUUGUCUGCGAUGGUGCUUGAUUUGGGCUGAUACACAUAACCGCAACGCUUUGGAUUCUGCAGCUUGGAUUGUAAAGAUAAAGAUGCAUACGAGCUGGUGUUACGCCAUCUGUGAAUAGUCAAAACUUAAUCCUUUUGUAUAAAAAAAAUUGUUAAUAUUUGGAUGAUUCACUGAUACCCCUUUUUUAUUCAUCUAAGUUAUGUUGCUUUUACGAAAUUGUAUUGAUGCAUAUUUUUUUAAAAAAAGAAAUGUCUUUAUUUCUGACUGGCUUGAAAAUUGUUUACAAAACUUCCAAGUUAUUUGGGAAAUAAGUAGAUCUGACAGCAGAUCUAAGUUCUGCUUAAAAUUGAAUUAAUGUUUGCAGGUUUCUUAAUGGGCAUUAUUUCUUCUCUCAUUGCCUGAUUUAAUAGGCAGAGGUGAAUUUUCAGUGAGCAAAUUAUGGCCAUUUCGUAUAUCCUGGUCAUGCAAGUGCUGGAGGUCUCCAUCUUAAGGCAAAAUACUUUCCUGACUACUGCAUGCAAGCCCUUGGCUUGCUAUUGGCUGAGCUUUUACAAUAUCACACAGUCCAAAUACAGGCUAAUGGGGGUAGCUGUGCCAAUGGAGCUUUUGGAGAAUGCUCAGGAAGAACAUGUUAGAAUUUUGCCACUUCCUGAAAACCAUUGUAGUCCAAUUUAGUUUGCUAGCUUUUAUUACAGUAUGUGUUGUUUCUCAGUUUGGAAAAAAAAACAUUGGAGGGAAACAUUUCUUCCCAACUUCUUACAGUGGGCAAUAAAAACAAAUUGUUUUAUGGCAUUACCACUUGAUAUCAAUGGAGUUGUUGUAGAGCAUUUGUACCUGUAGGAAGCUUUUGAAGGUGGCUCUGCUCAAGCCAAGUGCUGCUCCUUCCUUUGUGAGAAGCUACAAGGUGCUUCAAUGCUUGGGUUCACAUGGUACUAUUUGAACACUGAUUUAGUGUGUUUGGGGUACAAUAUGCAACCACAUCUUUGGCUUGACCUGAGAGAAUAUAUCUGUGACCUCACGGCUGGAAAGAAAGUCACCUUCCACCUUAGAAUGGGCCCUCACUGUAAAAAUAGGGCAUCUACAGCAGGGUUGGAAAACGUGCCUUUAAAAUCCAUCUCUGCAUCUUUCAUAGAAUGGAUAGUUGUGCACACAUGCUUACAGUAGUAGAAGCAUGUUUAGGAAGGCAAGGAGCAAAGUAAAUUUGGAGUGGCACCAACUUUGCCUUGCACUGUUAAAGAGCACCAUCUCUUAACAAUUCAACUUAAGGGAGAGGAAGGAAGGAAGAUGGCACGAGCAAUUGUCAAGGGAACAGUUCCAUUGCUCCCCCCCCCCCGCCCCCAUUUUAGCACACCAACAGUUGUUGAACAAGCCUCUUGACAAGUGUUCUUAGCUUUGCAGGAAUUCCCCUCCGCUUGAAAGAGUGAUAAACCAGUCUGUUUAACCACAGCCAUGCCUACCAGCUGCUUCUGUUUAUUUACCCACCUUCCCUCCACUGAGCAAGAAGAAUUUGCAGAAACAGCCAUGCUGAAUAUGUUAAGAUAGCACAAAUGUUUGUUGGAAUUUUCUGGGGGCUGAAUGCAAAAGCUUCUGCAUGGAGAUUCUGUGGAGUGUGUGACAGCUAUUGAGUCAUUUAAUUAAGAAGCUCCAGCUAAUGGUGAAAUACAAGAGCUGAUCUUUAAUGGUCCAUGAAAUAAAGUCAUUAAGGGGUGAGCUGUCAACAGAGGCUAUUCACAGCAGGAAUGGGCUGACUGUUUACUAGAACUGCCACUGAUGCUUUAAAUUUACAAAUAGACUGUAUAUUCAGCAUACCUUAAGGCAGAGAUGGGCAGCAUGAUGCCCUUAGGUUUUUCUUUCUUACAUUCAUAUCCUGCCUUAUUUCCAUGAUGGGACCCAACAGGGUAUACAUGUGGUCCUCAGGCAGUCACUCAUCCAGACACUGACUGGGCCCCAGCAAGGUGGUGGCUGCUGUGCCUUCAGACCCCAUGAUUAGGCAUGAUGGGAGUUGUAGUCCAACAUACCUUCCACAUUUGCUACCCUUGCCUAAGGAAUAACAUCAGAGCUAAGUGAUACUGUGUGCUUUUGCUUAAGACCCUGUGUGUAUUGCGUAAGGCCAAGCACCCCAAAUCCACCAUACUUUGCCACAACCCUAAAAAGUGUUAGUGGUAAUCAAGUUCACUAGAAGUGUGCUGGUGAGCUAUGGUGCACCCUAUGCCCAUCUCGCUAACCCACAAAUAACACCAGCAAAAUAGCCCUUUGAAACAUAUGCUGCAAGCAUGGUGAAUUUAGGAAAAGAUCAAACAAAUGAGAAUCUCUGCAUGAUUUCUCAGUAAUGAGGCUUUAUUCCUUACCCCAUGAAAGGCCUGCACCAGGCUUGGGUGGUCGGCUCUCAACAUAAGGAUGCUGUGGGGGAAAUGCUUCUCGGGGCCCUGGGAGUGCUCCUCCGAUUGAGGCAGGUUACUUCCAUUUCUCACAAUGGCUUGCUGCAAUCUUGCAGGGGACAUUUCAGUACAACUUCCCCAGAGCUGGUGGCCACAACAUAGCAGAGGGGGAAAGAACCCAUAUUUGCCACUUUUCUGGUAGUUGGCCUGAAAAGACAAGUGAGGAAAGGCCAGCCGUUUUAUUUCCUAUUUGGCUCAUAACCUGACACAGUGAAAACUGCUAUACAAGAACUGUAUCCAUCCUAGAAAUGAGAUUGUUAUCUUUCAUUUCCAACUGUGCUGUGCUUACAGAACUGUGUACACACCUCUUCUUGUUAGGGCUUCCAGGUCAGGAGCAUCCCAGACCCUGAGAUUUCAGUGCCCAACCCUGCGACUUUGGGAUGUCCCUUGUGGGUGUUAUUGGGAGUGGUAGCUCGUGAUCCUUCCCCUGCACUCCAACCACUGAGCCUUGGAGACAGGUUAAUUGGGAGAGUGGAGGUAGGGAGACUCAAUGCAAUAAUUUGCAACCAGCUCCUGCCAGGAUGAUGCUUGCAAGGCACAAGUCCUCUGCUGCCUGGAGGGGACCUGGCAAGCCUAGAGACUUCAUGUCAGCCCUGGAGGUCUGGCAACCCUAUUCAUGCACCCCUGAGCAGCCGGUGAGAUGGGGUAUGGGAAUGGGCAUCUUGUCAUUGCUACUAGGAAGGAAUUUAGACACCUUCCUUCCUCUAACCUCACCUCAACUUUUGUCGAGGGCAACAAUACUGGUUUUGACAUUCCAGGACUUCAUCCGCUCUAGGUCCUCUGAAUGAAAAAGGUCAAAAUACUCUAGCAGACAAAUCAACAGGAAAUAACUUAUGAAAGAGUUUCAACCAUGACUGCUGCAAAAACAUAACAAGAAGAGGAAGAAGAUGGUAAGCACAAUUCUGGGAGGUGCUGUGAGUUCAUCUCAAAGAUACGCAAGGGAAAGGGAAAAGCUUUAAGGGCUGAGCAAGUAGUGCAGUGAAUUCAGGCAGGUCAGCUCAAGGAGAACGUGGGUUCUGCUAUGGCUUUCCUCUUUCUUCUUACAUGCAUUUCACAUUCCUGCACUGUUGUGCUUUGGUAAUGAACCUCGUCUAUUCAAAGCUUGGCCCAGCAUCUUGCAACAACAAAGGGGCUGAAAUAUUUUUUGAAACUUGAAGAUGAUGAUUUACAGAGCACCUUAAGUCCAGGUCUUUGGUUAAGCUAAUUGGCUCAGCUGGCUUUGCUCCAAGCACUCUGUCUUAAUUGGUUAGCAGCUCAAGCUGCUAGAAACCAGGCCUGCAAAAAUAAUACUGUAGCCUGGUAAUGGUGUCACUUGAGUCUAGUUGUGUUUAUUUGGCAUCUUCCUCUUUGGACUCCUAGAUAUGAAGAAUCUUGGCAUGGUGUUCCGAGUGAUACUGCUUAUAUGCUGCUUACAGGGCCGGCCCUACGGCCAGGCUGGGUGGCACAGGGCGC
Zootoca vivipara (common lizard) is the source of this 6816-nucleotide messenger RNA. It is a transcript of the gene N4BP1, whose product is annotated as NEDD4 binding protein 1. Gene Ontology annotation, cellular component: nucleus; PML body. The record is from RefSeq and is a predicted model, not a curated record. Lineage: Eukaryota; Metazoa; Chordata; Lepidosauria; Squamata; Lacertidae. Gene Ontology annotation, biological process: negative regulation of proteasomal ubiquitin-dependent protein catabolic process; negative regulation of protein ubiquitination.